AUGAUGCUUACUAAUAUAUGUGUAACAGGAGGAGGAGGGGGCUCCCACACAGGGAAAAGGAAGAAGCAGCUGUUUAUCCCCUACAGAGACUCUGUUCUGACCUGGCUCCUGAAAGACAGCCUGGGGGGAACCUCCAAGACCAUCAUGAUAGCAACUCUUUCUCCUGCUGAUGUCAACUACGGUGAGACGCUGAGCACGCUGCGCUACGCUAACCGAGCUAAGAACAUCGUCAACAAGCCCACAGUCAACGAGGACAGCAGUGUUAGAGUCAUCAGAGAACUGCAGGAGGAGAUCGCUAGGCUGAGAGGACUGGUGGAGAAGAACAACCAGGAUCUCUCUCUGAAGGUGGAGGAGAAACUUCACAAGAAUGAGGCCAAGGUGUUAGGGCUGACCAAGGAGUGGACCAACAAGUGGGGAGAGACCCAGAACAUUCUCAAGGAAGAGACUGUAGCUCUGAGGGUAUCGGUGUAGUGUUGGACUCAGAACUACCUCACCUAAUCGGCAUCGAUGGUGAUCU
Coregonus clupeaformis (lake whitefish) is the source of this 517-nucleotide messenger RNA. RefSeq names its product kinesin-like protein KIF16B. The record is from RefSeq and is a predicted model, not a curated record. Gene Ontology annotation, molecular function: microtubule binding; ATP binding; microtubule motor activity. Lineage: Eukaryota; Metazoa; Chordata; Actinopteri; Salmoniformes; Salmonidae. The transcript is spliced from 6 exons. Gene Ontology annotation, biological process: microtubule-based movement. Bases 1 to 471 code for a protein of 156 amino acids.